CACCAAGCUUGUUCUCGCCUGGUGCUGCUCAGGAGGGAAGGCUGGAGAGGCUUUGCUCCUAAGGAUAUUUACUGGAUGUUGCUGUGAGUGGGGGAGAGACAGAAGAAUACCCUCAAAAUGGAGGAAGAAGAAUAUGAGGAGGUUGUGGAGUACUACAUAGAAGAAACAAUUAUUGAAGAAGGUGAACCACAUGAGGUGGUCACUGAGAUCACUGAGACUAUUAGCACAGACUUCACAGGUCCUGAAACAGCACAGGUCACCUACACAGCUGAGUCUGGAAAACCUGCUGCUGCUCCUGCUGCUGCUCCUGCUGCUGCCACACAUGCAGCAGCUCCAGCCAGAAAGAAGACAAUACGGACUAAAGUGGACGUCUCCAAGUUCCUGACGCCUUACCUGGAACACAGCAAUAAAAUGAAGGACCUCUUCAGUGAGAACAAGUACAAAGAAAAGUUCAGGAAAGAAAAAGGCAAACCGUAUGCUUCCACAGUCGAUACCCCUGAAAUCCGGAGGAUCAAGAAAGUGCAAGACCAGCUCAGUGAGGUUAAAUACCGCAUGGCUGGGGGAGUUGCCAGAACUAUCUGCCACGUUGAUGAGAAGGCCAUGGACAUAGAACAUGCAAAGAAGGUGUCACAGCAAGUGAGCAAGGUAUUAUAUAAACAGAACUGGGAAGAGAAUAAGGACAAGUACCUGCUUCCCCCUGAUGCUCCAGAGCUUGUGAAUGCAAUAAAAAACACAGCAAUGUUCAGCAAGAAACUCUAUACCGAAGACUGGGAAGGAGACAAAACGUUGUUCUAUCCCUACAACGACAGUCCAGAGCUCAGAAGGGUGGCAGAGGCUCAGAAGUCUCUGAGUGAUAUUGUCUACAAGAAAGGGCAUGAUGAAAGGAAAUUGAAAUUUACUUCUCUGCCAGAUCCACCUGAUGUGGAACAAGCCAAGAAAGUGACAAAGCAGCUGAGUGAUGUUAUUUACCACAAGGACUAUAAAACCAAUGUCAAAGGCAAGUGGAGCCAAACUCCAUGCUACGAUGUUGCAGUUGCAAAAAUGAACGCAGAAAAUCUCAGCAUGAGAAAAUACCAGGAAGACUUUGAAAACAUGAAAGACCAGAUCUACUUUAUGCAGACUGAGACUCCAGAAUAUGAAGCUAAUAAGCGAGCUUCAGAAAACAUCAGUAAGAAAAAAUACAGAGCAGACUAUGAGAAGAACAAAGCUAUUGCAGAUUAUAAUGUGCUUCCUGCUACAGAGAACCCCUUGCUGAGGCAAUUAAAAGCUGCAGGAAACAUACUGAGUGAUAAAUUGUACAAAGAAGCCUAUGAACAAUCCAAAGGAAACAGAAUGAAUUACUGUGACACCCCCAAGUUCCAGAUUGACAGUGCCAUGAAGAACUUCAGUGAUGUGAAAUAUAAAGAUUCCUACCAAAAGAAUAUUUUGGGACACUAUUUGGGCAGCUUUGAGGACCCACAUCACACACACUGCAUGCAAGUGGAAGCUAUGAAGAGUGAUAAAAAUUACAAAGCAGAUUAUGAGGAGGAAAAGACAAAAUGCUACUUCCCUCAGACCAUAACUCAAGAGUAUGAAGCCAUUAAGAAGUUGGAGCAAUGUAAAGAUCACACCUACAAAAAGCACCCUGAUCAGACCAAAUUUACUCAAGUGACCGACUCUCUAGUACAGAAGCAAGCAGAGAUCAACACCAAACAGCAGAGUGAUAUACUGUAUAAAGCCAAAGGUGAAGAAGUUAUUCACAAGUACCACCUCCCUCCAGACGUGCCUCAGUUCAUUCAGGCUAAAGUCAAUGCCUACAAUAUCAGUGAUAACUAUUACAAGGCUGGAUUGGAAGAAUUAAAAUCAAAAGGAUAUGAUCUCAAAAUCGAUGCUAUUCCCAUCCAAGCUGCCAAGGCUGCUAGACAGGCUGCAAGUGAUUAUAAAUACAAAGAAGCCUAUGAGAAGGCUCGAGGGAAGCAGGUUGGGUUCAGAAGCCUGCAAGAUGACCCUAAGCUUGUCCACUACAUGAAUGUAGCCAAGAUUCAGUCUGAUCGUGAGUACAAGAAAGACUACGAGAAGAGCAAGACUAACUACCAUACCCCUCCAGACACAUACAGCGUCCAGGCUGCUAAACAUUCUCAGGAUGUGGCUUCCAACACCCACUACAAAAACCUGAUCCAUCACUACACUUACCUGCCAGAUGCCAUGGCUGUGGAGCUUGCAAAGAACAUGAUGGAAAUUCAGAGUGAUAAUGCCUACAAACAGGAUUACAACAGCUGGUUCAAGGGUAUUGGAUGGAGUCCCCUCGGUUCUCUGGAUGUUGAAAAAGCCAAAAAGGCUGGAGAAGCACUAAAUGAAAAGAAGUAUCGACAGCACCCCGGGACCCUGAAAUUUACAAGCUUAAACGAUUCCAUGGCAAUGCUUUUAGCUCAGGACAACACCAAGAAACUGAGCGAUAUAGCCUAUAAGAAAGAGGGUGAAAAAGUAAAGCACAAAUACACCCUGGAUCCUGAUGUUCCUCAGUUUAUUCAAGCCAAAGUCAACGCCUACAAUCUGAGUGAUGCUAACUACAAAGCUGACUGGAAAAAAACCAUUGCCAAAGGCUAUGACCUGAAGCCAGAUGCCAUUCCCAUUAUUGCUGCAAAAGCUUCUCGAAAUAUAGCAAGUGAUUACAAGUACAAGGAAUCCUAUGAGAAAGAUAAAGGCAAACAGGUUGGGUACCGCAGCCUGCAGGAUGAUCCCAAACUUGUGCAUUACAUGAACGUGGCCAAGAUGCAGUCAGACCGGGAGUACAAGAAGGAUUAUGAAGUCACCAAGACCAAAUAUCACACUCCUUUGGAUAUGUUCAGCGUGACAGCUGCCAAGAAAGCCCAGGAAGCAGUGACCAACGCUGGCUAUAAGCAGCUCAUUCACAACUACACACUCCUGCCUGAUUCUGUGAAUCUGGAGCUAUCAAGAAAUGUGAUGCAGCUGCAGAGUGAUAAUGUGUACAAAGCAGACUUCAAUAACUGGUUGAAAGGAGUUGGCUGGGUACCACUUCAGUCACUGGAUGUAGAAAAGGUCAAGAAAGCCACACAGAUCCUCAGUGAGAAGAAUUAUCGCCAGCACCCAGACAAGCUGAAGUUCUCCAUCCCAACAGAUGCAAUGGAGCAAGUGCUGGCCAAGCAAAAUGCCCAGACCAUGAACAAGAGACUCUACACUGAUAAAUGGAACAAGGAGAAGACCACCAUCCAUGUUAUGCCAGAUACUCCAGAAAUUCUGCAGUCUAGAGUGAACCAGAUCACCAUGAGUGAUAAACUUUACAAAGCAGCAUGGGAGGAAGACAAGAAGAAAGGUUAUGACUUGAAGCCAGAUGCUCUUCCAAUACAGGCAGCCAAAGCCUCCAGAGAUAUUGCAAGUGAUUAUAAGUACAAACUAGCCUACAAACAAGCCAAAGGGAAGCACAUUGGCUUCCGCAGCCUUGAAGACGACCCCAAGCUGGUGCACUUCAUGCAGGUGGCUAAGAUGCAGUCUGAUCGUGAAUACAAAAAAGAUUAUGAGAAGGCAAAGACCAAUUUCCACACUCCAGUGGACAUGUUCAGUGUUGUGGCAGCCAAGAAAGCACAGGAAGUGGCUACAAAUGCCAACUACAAGAACUUGAUCCAUACCUACAACGUUUUGCCGGAUGCUAUGAGUCUUGAGUUAGCCAAGAACAUGAUGCAGUUGCAGAGUGAUAAUCAGUACAAAGCAGAAUAUGAUGAAACCAUGAAAGGUGUUGGAUGGAUGCCUCUGGGCUCCUUAGAAGCUGAGAAGAACAAGAAGGCAAUGGAGAUUGUUAGUGAGAAGAAGUAUCGUCAGCACCCGGACAAGCUGAAGUUUUCUGUUCCCAUGGAUUCCAUGAGCAUGGCCUUAGCUUUAAACAAUGCUAAAAUCAUGGAUGAGCACAAGUACAAACAAGCCUGGGAAGAAGACAAAAAGAAAGUUCACAUCACCCCAGAUAUUCCACAGAUUGCUUUAGCAAAAGUGAAUGCAUUUAAUCUGAGUGAUAAAAUGUACAGGCUGUCAUUUGAAGAAUCUAGGAAGAAAGGCUAUGACCUCAGAGCUGAUGCUAUCCCCAUUAAAGCUGCCAAAGCUUCUAGGGACAUUGCUAGUGAUUUUAAAUACAAGCUAGGCUAUGAGCAAGACAAAGGGAAACUCGUAGGCUUCCGUAGCCUUCAGGAUGACCCCAAACUUGUCCAUUACAUGCAAGUGGCCAAGAUGCAGUCUGACAGGGAGUACAAGAAAGCUUAUGAGAUGAGCAAGACGCACUACCAGACGCCUACCGACGCGCUCAGCAUCGUGGCAGCCAAGGAGGCCCAAGACCGCGUAACCAAUACCAACUACAAGAGGCUGAUCCACCAGUAUAUGCUGCUACCAGAUGCAAUGAACUUAGAGCUCUACAGAAACAUGAAUCAGAUACAAAGUGAUAAUGAGUACAAGCAGGAUUACAAUGAGUGGUUCAAGGGGAUCGGUUGGAGUCCUGUUGGGUCUCUGGAGGUGGAGAAAUCCAAGAAGGCCACAGAGAUUGCAAGCGACCGGAAGUACCGCCAGCAUCCCAGCCUCUUCCCCUUCACCAAACAGAAUGAUGCCAUGGACCUGGUCCUUGCCAAGCAGAAUGCAAACAUCAUGAACAAACAUGCUUAUACUCAAGCUUGGGAGAAGGAUAAAACUCAGGUUCAUGUGAUGCCUGAUACCCCAGACAUUCUGCAGGCCAAACAGAACAAGACAAACUACAGUCAGAAACUCUACAAGCUUGGCUGGGAAGAAAUGAUCAAGAAAGGCUAUGACCUCACACCUGAAGCCAUGUCAGUGAAAGCUGCCAAAGCUUCAAGGGACAUUGCAAGUGAUUACAAGUACAAAGAAGGUUACCGCAAGCAGCAGGGACACCACAUUGGGUUCCGCAGCUUGCAGGAUGAUCCAAAGAUGUUGUGGUCCAUGCAAGUAGCGAAGAUGCAGAGCGAGAGGGAGUACAAGAAAGACUUUGAGAAGUGGAAGACAAAGUUUAACAUGCCUGUGGACAUGUUGGGCUUCCUUCUGGCUAAGAAAUGCCAGGAACUGGUUAGUGAUGUAGACUACAAACACAUACUCCACCGCUGGACUUGUCUGCCAGACCAGGUUGAUGUCACCGAGGCAAAGAGGAUCUACGACCAACAGAGUGAUAAUUUGUAUAAGUCAGAUCUACAAUGGCUCAAAGGCAUUGGAUGGAGUCCUUUGGGGUCUUUGGAAUCCGAAAAGAACAAGAAAGCUGCUGAAAUACUGAGUGAAAGGAAGUACAGGCAGCACCCUGAUACUAUUAAGUUCACGAGUAUUCCAGAUGCCAUGGAUAUUGUCUUGGCAAAAUCUAAUGCCAAAAACAGAAGUGAUAUACUCUACAAAGAAGCUUGGAACAAGGACAAGACUCAGGUUCACAUCAUGCCUGAUACUCCUGAAAUUUUGCUGGCUAAAUCAAACUUGAUUAACACAAGUGAGAAAUGUUACAAGUUAGGCUAUGAAGAGCUGAGGAAGAAGGGUUAUGAUCUUCCUCCUGAUGCUAUACCUCUCCAGUCAGCAAAGGCAUCCAGAGACAUAGCUAGUGAAUACAAAUACAAAACUGCAUACAGAAAGCAGCUUGGCCACCACAUUGGAGCCCGCAACAUCGAGGACGAUCCCAAGAUGAUGUGGUCAAUGCAUGUAGCCAAGAUCCAGAGUGACAGGGAGUACAAGAAAGCCUUUGAGAAAUCCAAGACUCACUUCAGUAGCCCAGUGGACAUGCUGGGAAUUGUGUUGGCCAAGAAAUGUCAGGAGCUGGUCAGUGAUAUUGAUUACAAGCACCCUCUGCAUCGCUGGACCUGCCUGCCAGACCAGAAUGAUGUUAUCCAUGCUAAGACAGCUUAUGACCUCCAGAGUGAUAAUGUCUACAGGUCUGACCUUCAGUGGCUGAGGGGCAUUGGUUGGUCUCCAAUCGGUUCCCUGGAUGCUGAGAAGAAUAAGAGGGCAAGCGAGAUCCUGAGUGACAAGAAGUACCGGCAGCACCCAGACACCAUCCGAUUCACCAGCCUGCCUGACUCCAUGCCCAUGGUUCUGGCAAAGCACAACUCUGCAAUUAUGGACCAGCGCGCGUACACCUCAGCCUGGGAGAAGGACAAAACCAGCAUCCACAUCAUGCCAGACACCCCAGGGAUUUUGCUAGCCCAGCAGAACAAAGUGAACUACAGUGAGAAACUGUACAAGCUUGCGAUGGAGGAGGACAAGAAAAAGGGCUACGACAUGCGGGCAGAUGCCAUUCCUAUCAAGUCUGCUAAAGCCUCCAGAGACAUUGCAAGUGAUUACAAGUACAAGGAAGGCUACCGCAAGCAGCUUGGCCACCAUGUUGGAGCCCGCAACAUCGAGGACGAUCCCAAGAUGAUGUGGUCAAUGCAUGUAGCCAAGAUCCAGAGUGACAGGGAGUACAAGAAAGCCUUUGAGAAAUCCAAGACUCACUUCAGUAGCCCAGUGGACAUGCUGGGAAUUGUGUUAGCCAAGAAAUGUCAGGAGCUGGUCAGUGAUGUUGAUUACAAGCACCCUCUGCAUCGCUGGACCUGCCUGCCAGACCAGAACGACGUAGUCCAAGCCAGGAAAGUGUAUGACCUGCAGAGUGAUAAUGUCUACAGGUCUGACCUUCAGUGGCUGAGGGGCAUUGGUUGGUCUCCAAUUGGUUCCCUGGAUGCUGAGAAGAAUAAGAGGGCAAGCGAGAUCCUGAGUGACAAGAAGUACCGGCAGCACCCAGACACCAUCCGAUUCACCAGCCUGCCUGACUCCAUGCCCAUGGUUCUGGCAAAGCACAACUCUGCAAUUAUGGACCAGCGCGCGUACACCUCAGCCUGGGAGAAGGACAAAACCAGCAUCCACAUCAUGCCAGACACCCCAGGGAUUUUGCUAGCCCAGCAGAACAAAGUGAACUACAGUGAGAAACUGUACAAGCUUGCGAUGGAGGAGGACAAGAAAAAGGGCUACGACAUGCGGGCAGAUGCCAUUCCUAUCAAGUCUGCUAAAGCCUCCAGAGACAUUGCAAGUGAUUACAAGUACAAGGAAGGCUACCGCAAGCAGCUUGGCCACCACAUUGGAGCCCGCAACAUCGAGGACGAUCCCAAGAUGAUGUGGUCAAUGCAUGUAGCCAAGAUCCAGAGUGACAGGGAGUACAAGAAAGCCUUUGAGAAGUCCAAGACUCACUUCAGUAGCCCAGUGGACAUGCUGGGAAUUGUGUUGGCCAAGAAAUGUCAGGAACUGGUCAGUGACGUUGAUUACAAGCACCCUCUGCAUCGCUGGACCUGCCUGCCAGACCAGAAUGAUGUUAUCCAUGCUAAGACAGCUUAUGACCUCCAGAGUGAUAAUGUCUACAGGUCUGACCUUCAGUGGCUGAGGGGCAUUGGUUGGUCUCCAAUCGGUUCCCUGGAUGCUGAGAAGAAUAAGAGGGCAAGCGAGAUCCUGAGUGACAAGAAGUACCGGCAGCACCCAGACACCAUCCGAUUCACCAGCCUGCCUGACUCCAUGCCCAUGGUUCUGGCAAAGCACAACUCUGCAAUUAUGGACCAGCGCGCGUACACCUCAGCCUGGGAGAAGGACAAAACCAGCAUCCACAUCAUGCCAGACACCCCAGGGAUUUUGCUAGCCCAGCAGAACAAAGUGAACUACAGUGAGAAACUGUACAAGCUUGCGAUGGAGGAGGACAAGAAAAAGGGCUACGACAUGCGGGCAGAUGCCAUUCCUAUCAAGUCUGCUAAAGCCUCCAGAGACAUUGCAAGUGAUUACAAGUACAAGGAAGGCUACCGCAAGCAGCUUGGCCACCACAUCGGAGCCCGCAACAUCGAGGACGAUCCCAAGAUGAUGUGGUCAAUGCACGUAGCCAAGAUCCAGAGUGACAGGGAGUACAAGAAAGCCUUUGAGAAAUCCAAGACUCACUUCAGUAGCCCAGUGGACAUGCUGGGAAUUGUGUUGGCCAAGAAAUGUCAGGAGCUGGUCAGUGACGUUGAUUACCGCCACUAUCUGCACCAGUGGACUUGCCUGCCGGACCAGAACGAUGUUAUCCAUGCUAAGACAGCCUAUGACCUGCAGAGCGAUAACUGCUACAAAUCCGACCUUGAAUGGUUGAGAGGUAUUGGCUGGGUCCCAAUUGGGUCCUUGGAAGUUGAAAAAGCCAAGAGGGCAGGAGAGAUCCUGAGUGAUAAAAUAUACCGUCAGCAUCCAGACACCAUCAAGUUCACCAGUGUUCCUGAUUCUCUAGAGAUGGUCUUGGCCAAGCAGAAUGCACAGACCAUGAAUAAGCGUUUGUAUACUGAGGCCUGGGAUAAAGACAAGACUCAAAUCCACGUAAUGCCUGACACACCUGAAAUCACUCUGGCCAAACAGAACAAGCAGAACUACAGUGAGAAACUCUACAAACAGGCCAUGGAAGAAGACAAGAAGAAAGGCUACGACCUGAGAAUUGAUGCAAUCCCCAUCCAAGCUGCCAAAGCAUCCAGGCAAAUCGCCAGUGAUUACAAGUACAAGGAAGGCUACCGCAAGCAGCUUGGCCACCACAUUGGAGCCCGCAACAUCGAGGACGAUCCCAAGAUGAUGUGGUCAAUGCACGUAGCCAAGAUCCAGAGUGACAGGGAGUACAAGAAAGCCUUUGAGAAGACCAAGACUCACUUCAGUAGCCCAGUGGACAUGCUGGGAAUUGUGCUGGCCAAGAAAUGUCAGGGGCUGGUCAGUGACGUUGAUUACCGCCACUAUCUGCACCAGUGGAUCUGCCUGCCGGACCAGAACGAUGUCAUCCAUGCCAGGAAAGCCUAUGACCUGCAGAGUGAUAACUGCUACAAAUCUGACCUUGAAUGGUUGAGAGGUGUUGGCUGGGUCCCAAUUGGGUCCCUGGAAGUUGAAAAGGCCAAGAGGGCAGGAGAGAUCCUGAGUGAUAAAAUAUACCGUCAGCAUCCAGACACCAUCAAGUUCACCAGUGUUCCUGAUUCUCUAGAGAUGGUCUUGGCCAAGCAGAAUGCACAGACCAUGAACAAGCGUUUGUACACUGAGGCCUGGGAUAAAGACAAGACUCAGAUCCACGUAAUGCCUGACACACCUGAAAUCACUCUGGCCAAACAGAACAAGCAGAACUACAGUGUGAAACUCUACAAACAGGCCAUGGAAGAAGACAAGAAGAAAGGCUAUGACCUGAGAAUUGAUGCAAUCCCCAUCCAAGCUGCCAAAGCAUCCAGGCAAAUUGCCAGUGAUUACAAGUACAAGGAAGGCUACCGCAAGCAGCUUGGCCACCACAUCGGGGCCCGCAACAUCGAGGACGAUCCCAAGAUGAUGUGGUCCAUGCACGUAGCCAAGAUCCAGAGUGACAGGGAGUACAAGAAAGCCUUUGAGAAGACCAAGACUCACUUCAGUAGCCCAGUGGACAUGCUGGGAAUUGUGCUGGCCAAGAAAUGUCAGGGGCUGGUCAGUGAUGUUGAUUACCGCCACUAUCUGCACCAGUGGAUCUGCCUGCCGGACCAGAACGAUGUCAUCCAUGCCAGGAAAGCCUAUGACCUGCAGAGUGAUAACUGCUACAAAUCUGACCUUGAAUGGUUGAGAGGUGUUGGCUGGGUCCCAAUUGGGUCCUUGGAAGUUGAAAAGGCCAAGAGGGCAGGAGAGAUCCUGAGUGAUAAAAUAUACCGUCAGCAUCCAGACACCAUCAAGUUCACCAGUGUUCCUGAUUCUCUAGAGAUGGUCUUGGCCAAGCAGAAUGCAGAGACCAUGAACAAGCGUUUAUACACUGAAGCAUGGAAUAAAGACAAGACCAGCAUUCACGUCAUGCCUGACACCCCAGAAAUCCUGCUAGCUAAACAAAACCAAGUCAUCUACAGUCAGAAAAUGUACAGACUAGCUUUGGAGGAGUCGAAGAAGAAGGGUCAUGAUCUGCGUUUUGAUGCCAUUCCUAUUCAAUCUGCCAAAGCAUCCAGAGAGAUUGCCAGUGAUUACAAGUACAAGGAAGGCUACCGCAAGCAGCUUGGCCACCACAUCGGGGCCCGCAACAUCGAGGACGAUCCCAAGAUGAUGUGGUCAAUGCACGUAGCCAAGAUCCAGAGUGACAGGGAGUACAAGAAAGCCUUUGAGAAGACCAAGACUCACUUCAGUAGCCCAGUGGACAUGCUGGGAAUUGUGUUGGCCAAGAAAUGUCAGGAGCUGGUCAGUGAUAUUGAUUACCGCCACUAUCUGCACCAGUGGAUCUGCCUGCCGGACCAGAACGAUGUUAUCCAUGCCAGGAAAGCCUAUGACCUGCAGAGUGAUGCUGUUUACAAAGCAGACCUGGAAUGGCUGAAAGGCAUUGGAUGGGUUCCUAUUGGCUCUGUGGAAGUUGAGAAAGCCAAGAGAGCUGGAGAAAUCCUGAGUGAAAGGAAGUAUCGUCAACCAGCAGACCAAAUUAAAUUCACUAGUGUGACAGAUUCUUUGGCCAUGGUCUUAGCCAAGCAAAAUGCUGAGACCAUGAACAAGCGUCUGUACACCGAAGCCUGGGAGGCAGACAAGACAUCGAUCCACGUCAUGCCUGACACGCCGGACAUCCUGCUAGCCAAGGCCAACGCCGCCAACGUUAGCAAAAAACUUUAUGUACAAGCCUGGGAAGAGGCCAAGAAGAAGGGUUAUGACAUGAGAGCUGAUGCAAUUCCAAUCCAAAGUGCAAAGGCUUCAAGAGAUAUUGCAAGUGAUUACAAGUACAAACUGACCCACGAGAAGGAGAAAGGGCACUACGUUGGGUGCAAAACUGCCCAGGAGGAUCCCAAACUGGCCCUGGCAGCACGUGCCAUGAUGCUGCAGAACGACCGACUCUACAAGAAGGCCUACAAUGACUCCAAGACCCAGAUCCACUUGCCAGUGGACAUGCUGGCAGUGCAGGCAGCCAAGGAGUGCCAGACACUGGUCAGUGACGUUGACUACCGCCAAUACCUUCACCAGUGGACCUGUCUGCCUGACCAGAAUGAUGUGAUCCAUGCCAGGAAGGCCUAUGACCUGCAGAGUGAUAACGUGUACAAGGCAGACCUGGAAUGGCUGCGAGGCAUCGGCUGGUUGACAGAAGGCUCUGUUGACGUGGUCAAAGCGAAGAAAGCCCAGGAGCUGCUGAACGAGAGGCUGUACCGCACGCGGCCCGAGGAGCUCAAAUUCACCAGCAUCACUGACGCGCCAGACGUUGUCCAGGCGAAGAUCAAUGCUGCACAGAUCAGUGACCGUCUGUAUCGUGAAGCCUGGGAUAAAGACAAGACGCAGGUUUCCGUGCCCUCUGAUACCCCUGUAAUGCUGCAGUCCAAAGUCAACGCUCUCAACAUCAGCAAUAAACACUAUCAGAAGGCCUGGGAUGAGGCCAAGGCCAAAAGCUAUGACAUCAGAGCUGAUGCCAUUCCCAUCAAACAGGCCAAGGCUUCCAGAGACAUUUGUAGUGAGUACAAGUACAAACUGACCCACGAGAAGGAGAAAGGGCACUACGUUGGGUGCAAAACUGCCCAGGAGGAUCCCAAACUGGCCCUGGCAGCACGUGCCAUGAUGCUGCAGAACGACCGACUCUACAAGAAGGCCUACAAUGACUCCAAGACCCAGAUCCACUUGCCAGUGGACAUGCUGGCAGUGCAGGCAGCCAAGGAGUGCCAGACACUGGUCAGUGACGUUGACUACCGCCAAUACCUUCACCAGUGGACCUGUCUGCCUGACCAGAAUGAUGUGAUCCAUGCCAGGAAGGCCUAUGACCUGCAGAGUGAUGCUGUCUACAGGGCAGACUUGGAAUGGCUCCGUGGAAUUGGCUGGCUGCCUAAUGACUCCCCAGAGGUUAAGAGAGUGAAGCAGGCCCAGGACCUCCUGAGUGACAACGUGUAUCGCACGCCCAUUGACAGCGUGAAGUACACCAGUGUGGUGGAUUCCCCAGAUGUUCUUCUCGCCAAAACCAACGCUGAGCAAGUCAGCAUUCAAAAGUACAAAGAAGCCUGGGAGAAAGACAAGACUAUGAUCCAUAUUAUGCCAGACACACCUGAAAUCAACCUAGCCAGGAGUAAUGCUGUUAACUACAGCAAGAAAAUGUAUAAUAAAGAUUGGGAUGAGCUGAAGACCAGUUAUGAUUUGAGGGCAGAUGCAAUCCCCAUCAAGACAGCCAAAGCGUCUCGAGAAAUCGCUAGUGACUACAAGUACAAACUGGAUCACGAGAAGCAGAAAGGACAUUACGUUGGAGUUCCAAAUGCAAAGGAAGACUCCAAAAUGCAGUUUGCCCUCGGCAUAGGCAAAGUUCAGAGCGAGCUGGAGUACAAGAAGCACUUUGCCAAAUGGAAGACACAGUGUCACCUGCCAGUAGACAUGGUGUCCAUUGUAGCAGCCAAGCAGGGCCAGUCUUUGGUCAGUGACGUCGAUUACCGGCAUUACUUGCAUCAGUGGAUCUGCCUCCCGGAUCAGAAUGAUGUCAUCCAUGCUAGGAAAGCCUACGACCUCCAGAGUGAUGCUGUUUACAAAGCUGAUUUAGAAUGGCUGCGGGGUAUUGGAUGGCUGCCCAAUGAUUCAGUUGGAAUCAACCAUGUCAAAUACGCUGGAGAUCUCUUGAAUGAGAGAAAGUACCGUACCAAAGCUGAAACCCUUCCAUUUACUCCAGUGGCAGACAGAAUUGAUUACAUCACAGCGAAGAACAGUGGUGAAAUUCUUAGUCAGGUUAAAUACCACAAAGCAUGGAAUGAGGCCAAGUCACAUUAUACUCUGACAGAUACACCACAGCUGGAUAUGGCUCGAGAGGCAGCCAGAAUUCUUAAUCAGAACUUAUACAAGGAGAACUGGGAGAAAGAAAAAGCCACUGGUUACCUCUUACCUCCUGACAGCGUGCAGAUCUCUCAUGCCAAACACUCAAAUGAUGUCCAAAGUGAGCUCAAGUACAAAGCCGAGUACGUCAAACAAAGAGGGCACUACGUCGGAGUUCCCAGCAUGAGAGAUGAUCCCAAGCUGGUGUGGUUUGAGCAUGCAGGCGAGAUCCAGAAUGACAGGUUAUACAAGGCAGACUAUCACAAAACAAAGUCCAAAAUCCACAUCCCAGCAGACAUAGUGUCAGUUGUAGCAGCAAAGGAAGGUCAGAGCUUGGUGAGUGAUGUUGAGUACCGCCAGUACCUUCGCGAAUGGACUUGCCACCCUGACCAGAACGACUGCAUCCAGGCGAGGAAGGCCUAUGACCUGCAGAGUGAUAAUGUUUAUAAAUCUGAUUUGGAGUGGCUUCGUGGCAUUGGCUGGAUUCCUCUGGACUCAGUGGAACAUAAGAAAGUUAAGAAUGCCCAGGAGCUGAUAAAUAAGAGAUCAUACACAAAAGAAGCCCUUGAGAACUUCUCCAACUAUACCAGUGUGGUUGACACUCCUGACAUUGUUUUGGCAAAGAUGAACUCUGUCAAUCAAAGUGAUCUAAAGUACAAAGAGACAUUUAACCUUGAGAAAGGCCAAUACAUUGGAUCUGAUGAUACUCCUGCACUGAACCAUGCCAAGGACAUGGCCUUACUCUACAGUGAUAAACUCUACAAAAAAGCUUGGGAAGUCAGCAAGCCCAUUGGAUAUACCCUGGAUGAGAAAUACAUUCCAGUGGUGGGAGCCAAGCACGCCAACUACAUCAACAGCGAGCGUAAUUACAAGGCCAUAUAUGAGAAGCUGAAAGGCCAUUACCUGGCUGGGAAGGAGAUUGGUGAUUUCCCCAGCGUGGUUCAUUCCCUGGAGUUCCAGAAAAUAAGGAGCGCGUUGGCAUACAGGAAGAAUUAUGAAGACACCAAGACAAAUGUCCAUAUUCCAAGUGACAUGAUGAACCAUGUGCUAGCCAAGAAGUGCCAGUACAUCCUCAGUGACCUUGAAUACCGACAUUACUUCCAUCAGUGGAGCUGUUCACCUGAAGAGAAUGAUGUUAUCCAAGCCAGAAAAGCCCAGGAAAUUUUGAGUGAUGUGGUGUAUAAAGAUGACUUGAACUGGCUGAAGGGACUUGGAUGUUAUGUCUGGGAUACUCCACAAAUUGUGCAGGCAAAGAAAUCCUAUGAUCUCCAGAGCCAAAUAAAAUACACAGCUGCAGGAAAAGAGAAUUUCCAGAACUUUGGUGUUGUUACCGACACCCCUGUCUAUGUGACUGCAGUGCAGAGCGCUAUCAAUGCCAGCGAUGUGAAAUACAAGGAGGAUUAUCACAAAAAUAAAGACAAGUACACACCUGUGGCUGAGACAGUGGAUUCUGAAAGAGUUCAAAGUUUGAAACAUCUCUUCAGCAAUAACCUCUACAAAAAAGCCUGGGACAAAGUGAAAGCCACUAGCUAUAUGUUGCCCUCUGAUGCUGUACCCCUGGCACGUGCAAAAGAACUGAAGCACAACGCUAGCAUUGUAAAAUACCGAGAAGAAUACGACAAGUUUAAAGCACUCUACACACUGCCCAGAGGUGUUGAGGAUGACCCCAACACAGCAAGGUGCCUUCAAGUUGGAAAGCUUAAUAUUGAUCGUCUCUACAAGGAAACCUAUGAAAAGAACAAGGCCAAAAUCCACAUCAUUCCAGACAUGGUAGACAUAAUUUCUGCUAAGGAUGCCCAGAAGAAGAUCAGUGAAGUUGACUACCGCACGCAUCUCCAUGAGUGGAUCUGUCUGCCAGAUCUCCAGAUCAAUGCCCAUGUCAGGAAAGUGACAGAUCAGCUCAGUGAUGUGGUGUACAAGGAUGAUCUGAACUGGCUGAAAGGCAUUGGCUGCUUUGUUUGGGACACUCCAGAGAUACUCCAUGCCAAGCACGCCUAUGAUCUGCGCAGUGACAUUAAGUACAAAUCUAAAGCAGAAAAAAUGAAGAGUAAGUUCACCACGGUUGUGGACACUCCUGUCUAUGUCCAGAAUGUUCUCAGUGGCUUGAAUCUAAGUGAAGCUGUGUACCGUAGCGAAUAUCAGCACAAUGUUAAAGGCAAAGUGAUUCCUACUGAUAAAACAGUGGAUUUGGAGCGGGCAUACAAUGCAAACAAAAUACAGAGUGAGAAUCUGUACCGCUGGGCUGGUGUGAAUGCUCUCCCCACUGGAUACAGCCUCCCCACAGACACCCCCAGCUUCCAGCAUGCAAAACAUGUCCAGUACAUUGGCAGUGAUCUGAAAUAUAAAGAAGCCUAUGAGCACAUGAAAGCUAAAGGCUAUACUCUGGGACCUAAAGAUGUUGGGUUUGAAAAUGUGAAGAAAGUGAAUCAAGUCAUUAAUGAGAGGUUGUAUCGGGCAACAUACCACAAGAACAAGGACAAGAUCCACACCACGCCAGACACCCCAGAAAUCCGUCAAGUUAGAGCAACCCAGGAAGCUGUCAGUGAUCUGAUCUACAAGUCAGACUUCUUUAAGAUGCAAGGACACUUGAUCUCCUUGCCAUUCACUCCUCAGGUGUUGCACUGCCGCUAUGCUGGGGACAUCACAAGUGAUAUUAAAUACAAGGAGGAUCUCAGGUGGUUGAAGGGCUUGGGCUGCUUCCUCUAUGAUACUCCUGACAUGGUCCGUGCUCGCCACCUGCGUAAGCUCUGGUCUAAUUACAUAUACACUGACACUGCCAAGAAGAUGUUGCCUAAAUACAAAGUGGUGUUGGAUACUCCUGGAUACAGAACAGUUCAGGAACUGAAAACCCACUUGAGUGAACUGGUUUACAGAGCUGCAGGCAACGAGCUGAAGACAAAAUACACUUCUGUCCUUGACACACCUGACUUCCUAAGAGCCAAGAAAGGACAAAAGAUACAGAGCCAGUACUUGUAUGUGGAACUUGCCACAAAAGAGAGACCCCACCAUCAUGCUGGUAGUCAGACUCAAGCCUUAUCACAUGCCAGGCACGUCAAGGACAUGAUCAGUGAGAAAAAGUACAAAACCCAGUAUGAGAAGAUGAAGGACAGAUACACACCUGUCCCUGACACACCAGUCUUGAUCAGAGCCAAGAGAGCCUACCUGAAUGCCAGUGAUCUGCGCUACAAAGAAACCUUUGAGAACACAAAGGGCAAAUACCACACAGUGAAGGAUGCUUUGGACAUUGUCUACCAUCGGAAGGUCACCGACGACAUUAGCAGUGUGAAAUAUAAAGAAAAUUACAUGAGCCAGUUAGGAAUCUGGAGAUCAAUCCCAGACCGCCCGGAGCAUUUCCAUCAUCGCGCAGUCACGGAUGCUAUCAGUGAUGUUAAAUACAAAGAAGACUUAGAAUGGCUGAGGGGCACUGGCUGUUAUGCAUGGGACACUCCAAGUUUUGCUCUGGCAGAAAAGAAUAAGGUGCUCUACAGUGGGUGUAAGUACAAGGAGCAGUUUGAGAAGACCAAGUCAAAAUUUAAGUAUGUAGCUGACUGUCCAAUUAAUGAGCAUUUUAAAUAUGCAACUCAGCUGAUGGAUGGGAGAAAGUAUAAAUCCUUUGCCAAGAUGCUCCAGCAACAAGGAUGUAAUGAAAUUCUGAGGCCAGAUAUGCUGACAGCACUCUACAAUACUUACUUAUGGAGCCAGAUCCAGUACAAAAAGGACUAUGAAAAGAAGAAAGACAAAUAUACAAUGGUUGUGGAUACUCCAGAGCACUUAAGGACUACAAAAGUCAACAAACAGAUUAGUGAUAUUAUUUACAAGCUGGAAUAUAACAAAGCAAAACCCAGAGGCUAUACCACCAUCCAGGACACCCCCAUGCUACUGCAUGUCCGCAAGGUCAAGGACAGAAUAAGUGAUCUGAAAUACAAAGAAGUGUACGAGAGGAAUAAAUCUCACUGCAACGUCAAAGUCGACUCGGUUCAUAUUGAGACUCCCAGGCACAGUUACAAGCUGAACAGCAAUCUGGAUUAUAAGAAGAAAUAUGAAGCAGCCAAGGCCCACUGGCACUGGAUUGCUGACAGGCCCGACUUUGUUCAAGCAGCCAAGUCCUAUCUGCAGCAAAGUGACAAUGAAUACAAACUGGACAGGGAAUUCCUAAAGGGCUGCAAACUCUCUGUCACGGAUGACAAAAACACAGUAUUGGCCUUAAACAAUGCCAUCCUGGCGAGUGAUAUAAAAUACAAAGAGAAGUACAACAAAGCUCGAGGAACCUACCACGUUGUUCCAGACACACCUCAGAUCCUCCUGGCUAAGAAUGUCAGCUCUCUGGUGUCUGAGAACAAAUACAAAGAAUACAGCAAGAAGCAGCUUCCACAUGGGUCUUUCACAACCCUGCCAGAGACACGAGACACUGCACAUGUGAAAGAAGUGACCAAGAAUGUCAGUGAGACAAACUAUAAGAAGAAGUUUGUGAAGGAGAGGGGCAAGUCUAAUUACUCUGUCAUGCUGGAGCCUCCUGAGGUGAAGCAUGCCAUGGAAGUUGCUAAAAACCAGAGUACAGUUGAAUACAAGAAAGAUGCCAAGUCAAAGCUGCACUACACACCUAUUGCAGAUCGACCAGAUAUCAAGAAAGCAACUCAGGCUGCCAAGUUAAUUAGUGAUAUUGAAUAUAAGAAACGUGGAGGAGCUGGCCUUGGUGUCAGCAUGCUGGGACGUCCAGAUAUUGAACUGGCAAAGGAGGUGUCCAAGCUCACAAGCCAGGUGAAAUACAAGGAGAACUUUGCCAAAGAGCUGGGUAAAAAGCCCAAAUAUGAUUUGAAGGAGGCUAAAAUCUACAAGACCAUGAAAGAUGCUCACAACAUGGCUAGUGAGGUGAAAUACAAGGCAGAUUUGAAGAAGCUUCAUAAGCCUGUCACAGACAUGUCUGGAUCCCUGAUCAUGAACCACGUCCUGAGCACGAGCCAGCUGGCCAGUACCUACCAGUACAAGAAGCAGUAUGAGAAGAGUAAGGGUCACUACCAUGUGGUGCCAGAUAAUCUUGAGCAGGUUCAUCUAAGGGAGGCAUCAGAACUACAGAGCCACGUGAAAUACAAAGAGAAGUAUGAGAAGGAAAAAGGAAAGCCUAUGCUGGACUUUGAAACUCCAACAUACCUUACUGCAAAGGAAUCUCAGCUCAUGCAGAGUGAGAAAGAAUAUAAGAAGGACUUUGAAGAGUCCAUUAAAGGCAGGAACCUCACUGGCUUGGAGAUUACACCAUCCUUAUUACAUGUCAAAUAUGCAACCAAAAUAGCAAGCGAGAAAGAGUACAGGAAGGAUCUGGAGGAAGGUGUCAAAGGUAAAGGACUAACAGCUUUGGAGGAGACUCCAGACAUGUUAAGAGCCAAGAAUGCAACUCAAAUCCUGAAUGAGAAAGAGUACAAAAAAGCCUUGGAAUUAGAAAUCAAAGGCAAAGGGCUGACAGAACUGGCUUUGGAAACACCAGAUUUUGUGAGAGCCAAGAAUGCCACUGACAUUGCCAGCCAGAUCAAAUACAAACAGCUGGCAGAAAUGGAGAAAGCCAACUUCACCAGUGUGGUUGAUACUCCAGAGAUUGUUCAUGCCCAGCAGGUCAAGGACCUCUCCAGCCAGAAAAAGUACAAGGAAGAUGCAGAAAGGACCAUGCCAUACUAUGUGCCUGUGGCAGACACCCCAGAAAUGCAGAGAGUCCGUGAGAAUCAGAAGAACUUUAGCACUCUUCAGUACCAGUGGGACCUCCAGAACAGUAAAGGCAAAGUCACAGUUGUACAAGACACCCCAGAAAUUCUGCGUGUGAAAGAAAACCAGAAGAAUUUCAGCUCGAUUCUAUAUAAAGAAGAUGCUGGACCUGGAACUACUAUUGAAAAGACCCCAGAGAUGCAGAGAGUUAAACGAACCCAGGAUGCAAUCAGCUCGAUUAAGUACAAGGAGAGCAUUGGGAAAGGAACUCCCAUUCCUGACCUCCCAGAAGUGAAGCGUGUCAAGGAGACCCAGAAGCACAUCAGCUCGGUGUUGUACAAAGAGGACGUGGGGACAGGUACCCCCACACCUGUCACUCCAGAAAUAGAGCGAGUCAGACGCAAUCAAGAACACAUUAGCUCGGUGUUGUACAAGGAGGAUCUGGGGACAGGCACCCCUGUACCUGUCACUCCUGAGGUUGAGCGAGUCAAACGCAAUCAGGAGCAGCUUAGCUCGGUGUUGUACAAGGAGAGCGUGGGGACUGGGACCCCCACCCCUGUCACCCCAGAGAUGGAGAGGGUCAAACGCAAUCAAGAGAUCUGUAGCUCGGUGUUGUACAAAGAAAACAUAGGGAAAGCCACCCCAACCCCUGUCACUCCCGAGAUGGAAAGAGUCAAACGCAAUCAAGAGAUCAUUAGCUCGGUUUUGUACAAAGAAAAUGUGGGGAAGGUGACCCCAACCCCAAUCACUCCAGAGAUGGAGAGAGUCAAACGCAAUCAAGAAAUCAUUAGCUCGGUGUUGUACAAAGAGAACGUGGGGCGAGCAACCCCCACACCUGUCACUCCAGAGAUGGAGAGAGUCAAACGCACCCAGGAACACAUUAGCUCGGUUGUGUACAAAGAAGGCUUAGGGAAGGCAACCCCCACGGCAGUGACUCCAGAGAUGGAGCGAGUCAAACGCAACCAGGAACACAUCAGCUCGGUUUUGUACAAGGAGCAGAUGGCCAAAGGGACCCCAACCCCCCUGACUCCAGAGAUGGAGAGAGCCAAACGCAACCAGGAGAACAUCAGCUCGGUGCUUUACUCGGACAGCUUCCGCAAACAAGUGCAAGGCAAAGCUGCCUACGUGCUGGACACCCCCGAAAUGCGGCGCGUGCGCGAGACCCAGAGGCACAUCUCCACGGUGAAAUACCAUGAAGACUUUGAGAAGAGCAAAGGUAGCUUCACGCCUGUGGUGACCGACCCCAUCACGGAGCGCGUCAAGAAGAACAUGCAGGACUUCAGCGACAUCAGCUACAGAGGCAUCCAGCGGCGCGUGGUGGAGAUGGAGCGCAAGCGCGUGGACCAGGACCAGGAGAACCUCACGGGCCUUCGUGUGUGGCGCACCAAUCCCGGCUCAGUCUUUGACUAUGACCCAGCAGAAGACAACAUUCAGUCCAGAAGCUUACACCUGAUCUCUGUCCAGGCGCAGCGCCGCAGCCGGGAGCACUCUCGCUCCGCCAGCGCCCUCAGCCUGAGCGGCGGCGACGAGAAGUCCGAGCCCUCGGACGCCGUCGAUCAACAGCUCUCCUUCUACAGCUCCGGGGGCUUCUUCACCUCCACUGCCACAGUGGGCUACAAACAUGCCAAAACCAUCGAGCUGCCACAGCAACGUUCCUCCUCUGUUGCCACCCAGCAAACAACUGUGUCAUCUGUUCCUUCCCACCCCUCCACUGCUGGGAAGACCUACCGGGCCAUGUACGACUACACGGCGGCCGACGCCGACGAGGUGUCCUUCAAGGACGGGGACACCAUCGUCAACGUGCAGGCCAUCGACGAGGGCUGGAUGUACGGCACCGUGCAGCGCACCGGCAAGACCGGCAUGCUGCCCGCCAACUACGUCGAGGCCGUCUGAGC
Dryobates pubescens (Downy woodpecker) is the source of this 20318-nucleotide messenger RNA. RefSeq names its product nebulin (gene NEB). Gene Ontology annotation, molecular function: actin filament binding. The record is from RefSeq and is a predicted model, not a curated record. The coding region runs from base 118 to 20316 and encodes 6732 amino acids. Gene Ontology annotation, cellular component: Z disc. The transcript has 145 exons. Gene Ontology annotation, biological process: cardiac muscle thin filament assembly. NCBI's taxonomy places the organism in Eukaryota, Metazoa, Chordata, Aves, Piciformes, Picidae.